This is a messenger RNA of Vigna umbellata (rice bean), 1702 nucleotides long. Its product is annotated as sucrose transport protein SUC8-like. Gene Ontology annotation, molecular function: sucrose:proton symporter activity. Gene Ontology annotation, biological process: sucrose transport. NCBI's taxonomy places the organism in Eukaryota, Viridiplantae, Streptophyta, Magnoliopsida, Fabales, Fabaceae. Gene Ontology annotation, cellular component: plasma membrane; vacuole. The record is from RefSeq and is a predicted model, not a curated record.
ACUCCUUUUGUUUCAUAGAAGGGAAUCAAACACUGGUGUGUUUUUAGGGAGAUCUGUUCAAUGGAGCCUUCGUCCUCUUCGCUUCAGGUGGAAACAGCAGAGCGGAAACAAUCUAGUCCCCUCCGAAAAAUGUUUGCUGUUUCUUCCAUUGCUGCGGGAAUCCAAUUUGGAUGGGCCCUGCAACUCUCUCUCUUAACACCCUAUGUUCAGACUUUGGGAGUUCCUCAUGCCUGGUCCUCUUUCAUCUGGCUCUGUGGCCCCAUUUCUGGGUUGGUUGUGCAGCCCAUUGUAGGGUACACCAGUGAUAGAUGCACUUCCCGUUUUGGCCGCCGCCGUCCAUUCAUCAUGAGUGGUGCGCUUGCCGUUGCCAUCUCUGUGUUUCUCAUUGGCUAUGCGGCUGAUAUAGGACACGCCACCGGUGACGAUUUAACCCAAAAGACGCGUCCACGAGCGGUGGCCAUUUUUGUGAUUGGCUUUUGGAUCUUGGAUGUUGCUAACAACAUGCUUCAGGGUCCAUGCCGAGCUUUUCUCGGAGAUCUUGCCGCUGGAGAUCAGAAAAAGACCAGAACUGCCAAUGCCUUUUAUUCGUUCUUCAUGGCCAUUGGCAACGUUCUUGGCUAUGCCGCUGGCUCCUAUGAUAAACUCCAUCGUAUUUUCCCGUUCACUGAAACCAAGGCGUGUGACGUGUUUUGUGCAAACCUGAAAAGUUGUUUUUUCUUCUCAAUACUGCUCCUCCUUAUUCUUUGUGCUAUUGUUCUCACUUGCGUGGAGGAUCCACAGUUAAAGCUCGGUUCUGGCAACACUAACAACGGUGAAAACCAAGACGUUCAAACUGGACUGUUGUGUUCAUGUUUUGGUGAAUUGGGUGCUGCCUUUAAGGAAUUACAAAAACCAAUGUUGAUGUUGAUGCUUGUAACCGCCAUUAACUGGGUCGCAUGGUUCCCUUAUAUGUUGUUCGAUACUGAUUGGAUGGGUCGUGAGGUGUAUGGCGGUGAUGUGGGCAGUCCAGCAUACAAUGAUGGUGUGCAUGCAGGUUCAUUGGGGCUCAUGUUGAACUCAGUCGUUUUAGCUCUGAUGUCAUUGGCGGUGGAACCAAUGGGUCGUCUUGUCGGAGGAGUUAAGUGGCUAUGGGCAAUCGUUAACGUUAUCCUUGCCGUUGGCAUGGCCAUGACGGUGGUGAUCACAAAUGCUGCACGUAACGAACGGAGGCAUGACGGCGUCAUGGCUGGUCAUCCUUCUACCGCUGUUAAAGCUGGCGCAUUGAGUUUCUUCUCCGUCCUCGGAAUCCCUCUAGCGAUUACUUUCAGUGUUCCAUUUGCUCUAGCAUCUAUAUACUCCAGUGCUUCAGGUGCAGGCCAAGGUUUAUCUUUGGGCGUCCUCAAUGUUUCAAUUGUCGUGCCUCAGAUGAUAGUAUCAGCAAUAAGUGGACAAUGGGAUAAAUGGUUUGGUGGUGGUAACUUGCCGGCGUUUGUGUUGGGUGCGGUGGCUGCUGCCGUGAGUGCAGUGUUAGCUGUUAUUCUGCUGCCAAAUCCGAAGCCAGCAGAUGAGAGCAAAGCUUCUGUUACCGUGGGGGGUUUCCAUUAGUAUAAGGAAUUUACAUGUUUAGCUUUCUUACCCUUGUUUUUGACAUGGGGAAAUAGACCUUUUAUUUAAAUUUGUUACAUGUCUAUUGUUUAAAUGUUAUUAUACCUAAGAUAAAAAA